This is a messenger RNA of Closterium sp. Yama58-4, 4029 nucleotides long. Lineage: Eukaryota; Viridiplantae; Streptophyta; Zygnematophyceae; Desmidiales; Closteriaceae. The record is from the annotation of a GenBank genome assembly.
AUGAAAGACGACGUCGCUCAACAGGAAAAGAAAAGUGACGUUGGUAAGAAGGACGAAGAGAUGGAGGAUGCUGAGGAAGCAGCUGCUGGUGUCCAGGAAGUGAAAACGGAGGACAAGGGCAAGGGGGAUGAGGAGGAUGAGGAUCAGGUGGAAACGAUCGGAGACGGCGAUGAUACCGAGGAGCUCGCGGUGAUCGAGGCCGAGGAAGUGGAGGAGGGCGACGACGGCGAGCAAGCAGGCGACGACGACGAAAUGAACGACGUCGACGAGGAGGAGAUUGAGCCAGCGGAAGAGGACGACCCUCAUAAAGACGAGCCGCACUUCAACGAGCGCAAGGAGAUAGCGAGGAAGGAGAGGGAGCGGCUGAGGGAGAUGAAGCGGAACAAGAAGAGGGAACUGGAGGAGCUCAUCAAGAGGCAGAACGACGCCGUGCAGGCUGAAACGGCUGACAGCGCCAAAGGGAGGCUCAAGUUCCUGCUGCAGCAGACGGAGAUUUUCCAGCACUUUGCACAGCAGCACGACUCACCUGUGAAGCCCAAGGGCAAGGGCCGAGACAAGGGGCGGGGUCGAGGGAGCUCGAAGCUGACAGAGGAGGAGGAGGACGAGGAGUAUUUGAAGGAGGAGGAAGAGGCGCUGGGGGACGGCGGCAGCACCACCAGACUGCUCGUGCAACCCUCUUGCAUCCAGGGCAAAAUGAGGGACUACCAGCUGGCGGGACUCAAUUGGAUGAUCCGGCUCUAUGAGAAUGGCAUUAAUGGGAUUCUGGCUGACGAAAUGGGCCUGGGCAAGACUCUGCAGAGCAUAUCGCUGCUGGGGUACCUGCACGAGUUCAAGGGCAUAUCAGGGCCGCACAUGGUGGUGGCACCCAAGUCCACGCUGGGCAACUGGAUCAAGGAGCUCAAUCGUUUCUGCCCCGUGUUACGCGCCUUCAAGUUCCACGGCAACCAGGAGGAGCGCGCCCACCAGCGCACGCACAUGCUGCAGCCGGGGAAGUUUGACGUGGUGGUGACGAGCUACGAGAUGGUGAUUAAAGAGAAAUCGGCGUUCCGGCGGCUGUCGUGGCGGUACAUCAUCAUUGAUGAGGCACACCGCAUCAAGAACGAGAACUCCAUUCUCUCCAAGACCAUGCGCCUCUUCUCCUCCAACUACCGUCUGCUCAUCACCGGCACUCCGCUUCAGAACAACCUGCACGAGCUGUGGGCGCUGCUGAACUUUCUUCUGCCGGAAAUCUUCAGCUCAGCAGAGGCGUUUGACGAGUGGUUCCAGCUGUCAGACGGGGAGGACCAGCAGGAGGUGGUGCAGCAGCUGCACAAGGUGCUCAGGCCGUUCCUGCUCAGACGGCUCAAAUCUGACGUGGAAAGAGGGCUCCCUCCCAAGAAGGAAACGAUUUUGAAGGUGGGCAUGAGCGAGGUGCAGCGCAACUACUACCGGGCGCUGCUGCAGAAGGACAUAGACGUGCUCAACAGUGGAGGGGAGAGGUCUCGCCUGCUCAACAUUGCCAUGCAGCUGCGCAAGUGCUGCAACCACCCCUACCUCUUCCAGGGCGCCGAGCCCGGCCCGCCGUUUAUCACGGACGAGCAUCUGAUAGAAGCUUCCGGGAAGAUGGUGCUGCUGGACCGGCUGCUGCCAAAGCUGAAGGCGCGGGACUCACGAGUGCUCAUCUUCUCCCAGAUGACUCGCCUGCUGGACAUUCUCGAGGACUACUGCAUGUUCCGCGGGCACCAGUACUGCCGGAUUGAUGGAAAUACCGGAGGGGACGAGAGGGAGGCGGCGAUUGAGGAGUUCAAUAAAGAAGGGAGCGAGACGUUUAUCUUCCUGCUGUCUACCCGGGCUGGCGGGCUGGGAAUUAACCUCGCGACGGCUGACAUUGUCAUUAUCUACGACUCUGACUGGAAUCCCCAGGCAGACCUGCAGGCCAUGGACCGAGCACAUCGUAUUGGGCAGAAGAAAGAAGUGCAGGUCUUCCGAUUCUGCACUGAGCACACAAUAGAGGAGAAGGUGAUUGAGCGAGCAUACAAGAAGCUGGCUCUGGACGCACUCAUCAUCCAGCAGGGCAGGCUCGCAGAGCAGCGAGCUGUGAACAAGGACGAGCUUCUGCAGAUGGUGCGGUUUGGAGCAGAAAAAGUUUUUACUUCUGCCAACACGACCAUCACUGACGCUGACGUGGACAGGAUCAUCGCCAAGGGGGAGGAGGCGACCGCUGAGCUGGACGCCAAGAUGAGAAAGUUCACGGAAGAUGCGAUAAAGUUCAAGAUGGACGACACGGCGCUGUACAGCCUGGGCGAGGGGGAGAAGGAGGAGGAGAGGCCUGACCUCAAGAAGCUGGUCACUGAGAACUGGGUCGAGCCGUCAAGGAGAGAGCGCAAGAAGAACUAUUCAGAAGCGGAGUAUUACCGCCAGGCCAUGCGCAUGGGCCCUCCCUCUCAGCCCAAGUCCAAGGAGGCUCGCCUGCCGAAGAUGCCCGUGCUGCACGACUUCCAGUUCUUCAACACGGCUCGUCUCUCAGAGCUCUUUGACAAGGAGGCCAAGGCCAAGCUGGUCAAGCUCUUCGACAAGAAGGCCAAGGCCAAGCUGCAAGCGCUGGAGCGGCAGGCAGCAAGGAAGGAGGCAAAGGAAGGGGGCGAACCGUUUGAGGAGGAUGACGAGCAGCCAAUUCUGAUGCUAACGGACGAGGAGCAAGAGGAGAAACUCACCCUUCUCAAUCAGGGCUUUAAGUCGUGGACACGCAAGGAUUUCAACCAGUUUCUGCGGCUGUGUGAGAAGUACGGGCGGGCGGACGUGGCGAGCAUUGCAGCCGAGAUGGAGGGGAAGACGGAGGCUGAGGUUCGGGAGUAUGCUGCGGUGUUCUGGGAGCGAUGCACCGAGCUGAACGACGUGGAGGGGAAGACGGAGGCUGAGGUUCGGGAGUAUGCUGCAGUGUUCUGGGAGCGAUGCACCGAGAUGAAUGACGUGGAGGGGAAGACGGAGGCUGAGGUUCGGGAGUAUGCUGCGGUGUUCUGGGAGCGAUGCACCGAGCUGAACGACGUGGAGGGGAAGACGGAGGCUGAGGUUCGGGAGUAUGCUGCAGUGUUCUGGGAGCGAUGCACCGAGAUGAAUGACGUGGAGGGGAAGACGGAGGCUGAGGUUCGGGAGUAUGCUGCGGUGUUCUGGGAGCGAUGCACCGAGCUGAACGACGUGGAGGGGAAGACGGAGGCUGAGGUUCGGGAGUAUGCUGCAGUGUUCUGGGAGCGAUGCACCGAGAUGAAUGACGUGGAGGGGAAGACGGAGGCUGAGGUUCGGGAGUAUGCUGCGGUGUUCUGGGAGCGAUGCACCGAGAUGAAUGACGUGGAGGGAAAGACAGAGGCCGAGGUUCGGGAGUCUGCUGCAGUGUUCUGGGAGCGAUGCACCGAACUGAAUGAUUGGGACAAGAUUCUACGCAACAUAGAGAAGGGCGAGGCGCGCAUCGUGCGGCGGGAGGAGAUCAUGCAGUCAGUGCGACGCAAGAUGGAGCGGUACAGCAACCCCUGGGUGGAGCUGCCACAGACUAUGGGACAAGAUUCUACACACCAUAGAGAAGGGGGAAGCUGCCAUUGGGACAAGAUUCUGCGCAACAUAGAGAAGGGCGAGGCGCGCAUCGUGCGGCGGGAGGAGAUCAUGCAGUCGGUGCGGCGCAAGAUGGAGCGGUACAGCAACCCCUGGGUGGAGCUGCGGAUCCAGUACGGCACCAACAAGGGCAAAUACUACACCGAGGAGAGCGACCGCUUCAUGAUCUGCAUGAUCCAACGGCUGGGAUACGGCAACUGGGAUGAGCUCCGGGCGGCGGUGCGCCAAUCCCACCUGUUCAAAUUCGAUUGGUUCCUGAAAUCAAGGCAGCCGCCUGAGCUGGCGCGGCGGUGCGACACGCUCAUCCGGUUGGUGGAGAAGGAGAAUCAGGAGCUGGAGGAGAAGGAGCGGCAGGCAAAGCGGGACAAGAAGAACAGCGCCAAGGUAAGGUGGCGGUUCUCUGUAAAAUUGCUUUCACGUCAGGCGUCUCGAAGGGGUACAAGCUGA